Melospiza melodia melodia is the source of this 2565-nucleotide messenger RNA. RefSeq names its product interleukin 21 receptor (gene IL21R). NCBI's taxonomy places the organism in Eukaryota, Metazoa, Chordata, Aves, Passeriformes, Passerellidae. Gene Ontology annotation, biological process: cytokine-mediated signaling pathway. Gene Ontology annotation, molecular function: cytokine receptor activity; protein binding. The record is from RefSeq and is a predicted model, not a curated record. Gene Ontology annotation, cellular component: external side of plasma membrane.
UCAUUGUGCCUGUCAAUGCAGGCAGCCUGUUUGUGUGGACAGCCAUUUAGUCUGGAGGGCAGAACCGAUUUCUGGUCCUUCAUUGCACACACUGUCUGCCUUCCAUGGUGGUUCCCUGUGUACAGCUUCAGCUCUGUGUGUUGUGAAAGCCUCACUUGUUUUGUGGACUAUGUACAGACGCUGUCCUGUAUCCUGCGAGAUGAGUUGGGUGCUGGUUCAUACAAUCUCACUGCUACAUGGGUUCCUGAGGAAGAUCCAGAAAAUACGGUGGCAGCCUGCAGUCUCGUGCAAUUAUCAAGAAACACCAGUCACACACAGUACAUGUGCACUGUGGACAUGACUGAACUCCUAGCAGAUACCAAAGUCCAGGUGGAUGUUACACAGAUAGCUGAUAGGCAGCACGUGCUUUCCAAAGAAUUUUAUUUGUCAGACAACAUAAAACCACAGCCUCCAUUCAACCUGACCGCUUUGUUCUCAGAGGGUUACAAUAUUUCUUGGGAAACCAUCUACCAGAACUCUUCCUUCUACUUUUUGAAUGAGGAGCUGGAAUAUCAGCUGCGUUACAAAAGAAGAACUGACACCUGGGAGACUCAGAAGACUAAAGUUGUUCAUGAAGAUAAACGGACAUUGGUGAUCCUGCCAUGGGAACUACAGGCAGACACUGAGUACGAGUUCCAAGUGAGAGCUAGACCCCGGGAAGACAGUGACUAUGGUGGCUUUUGGAGUGAAUGGAGUUCUCCGCUGUCAUUGAAAACCAGCCCUGCCGCAGUGACACAGACAGCAGGCAUGGAAUGGCUGUUGUUGUUUGGUAUUGUCGUGGCAAUCAUGGCUUCAAUCGCAACAUUUCUGGCCAAACAGCAGAGCUUGUGGAAGAAGAUGGCUUGCAUCCCAGACCCUGCUCCCUUUUUCAAACCUCUUUACAUGGCUCAUAAUGGAGAUUUUAAGAAGUGGGUUGGUGCAUCCCAUAUGAAAAUGACCUUUGAUUUCUUUGAAUGGGGAAUAGUCCUUCCAGAAGUCCUAGAAGUUUACACCAUGCAUCCUUCCAACAGCACCCCACCGGAAGAGCUGCAUGAGCUAAGAAAGAAUCUGCCUUGCAAGCCCUGUGUGUCUUGCCUGACUACCCCAGGUCAUGGUAGCCAGUCACCGUGGUGCAGUGUAAACAGUAGUGAUGGGACUGAGGACCAGUCAUAUGGGCAUUUGUCAAUUGAUACAGUGACUGUGGCUGAUGAAUUUACAUCUUGUAACUGCCAGUGCAGCUGUAAUCAUGUGUGCAGGGAACAUGACCAUACCAACAAGGAAGAUGAUAGUGCUGGAGAACCCGGUUAUCCCAAGGUUAACCUUGAUGAGGAAGACAGAAAGAUAUCCAGUGACUUACAUUUGGCUGAUCUGAUUACACAGGACAAAAUACUUGCUUCAGGCUCUGUGUCCACAGACCACCUGAGGAGCACAAGUGUCCCAGUCAACCAGCAAGGAGAAAGGGGAGUGGAAGGAGGUGUGGGGAGCAUCCUAGAAGCCCUUUGCUUGCAGCCUUAUCAGUGGGAUUUGGAAAAUCCAGGUUCUCUACCUUCUCCUGAUGGUGAAAGUGUUUCCUACAGUGAAGGCUCCUAUGACUUCUUCCCUCACAAUACAAAGCCUGGUGACAGUUAUCCUUUGAUCUGUGUAGAUUUGGACACUAUUGACAGUGGCUUUGUGGACUCAGACUGUGGAAGUCCAGUUGACUCUGAAUUUGGGCAAAACAGUCAGACCAUUUGUGGGUCCAUUCCUCUUGAGCAAGAGGGGCAAGACUUUACACGGAGCUACGUCAAGCAGUGGGUCUCCUGCCGCUCUGAGAGCCCUGUCAGUGGGACACAGACAAACUAAGGACUGCAUGAGUGUGGGGCCUUUUUCAUAGUGUGCCAGGAGCAAACGGCUAGCAAAAUUCAGAAAAGUUUACUUUGUGUAAGCUCUAUUGCAUAAGUUGACACCUGUUAGGUGCACAGAAAUAUACCUGUUUCUAUUCCCGCUUAUCCUAUUAAUGUCUUAAAUUUAUUGUGAAUGAUUGUUCUUGAGUUUUGUUGGGUUUUGGUUUUUUUUUAGAAUCACAGAUCAACCCUCCCUUGAUGUCAAAAAAAAAAAAAAAGUUAGAAAAAAGCAACUGUACCUUGAAAAUUAUCCUUUGGCUUAUAUAGAUAUGAAAAAUUUUUUGCAAUAAUCUUAUAAAGAGUACAGAACUUUAUUUUCCCUGGUAUUCUCACAUGACUUAAGAGUUUGGCUGCACAUGGAACCUUAGAAUCAUAACUCAUGGCAAGCACAUUUGCUACGUUAAAGUUCCCCUACCUUUCCAAACAACAUGUUGUUUGUUGAUGUUACUUUUCCUUCUACUAUCUUUGGCUCUUUAAACUCAGCUGUAAUAGUCUGUUAAUUACAGACUGGCUCCAGACUGGUCCAUGGGGAUCAAAACUAAUUCUUAUGAAAUCAUUGCAGAAAUGCCUGUACUAAAGACUAAGGACGACUGAGGUUUCAGAAAGAUUUUCCAGGUAGAGUCUGCAAAUGAAAAGACUUCAAAAUAUAUAUAAUUCUUAACAA